CGCUUGAUGAUGAGGAGAGAUCUGCGUCGAGGAAUCUGUGUGUGAAGCGGCGCCCAGCUCCCUUGAGUUGAUUCGGUCAAUCCAUCGGUCAGGAUGCUCAACCCGUUCAGCAGAGAAGGAGGUACGUACGGGUGGGUGAGAGCCGGGGAUGAAAGACAGACAGCACCAGAAUGACGGCGGAUGGGUGCCGAAGGAACAGAAGCAGGCAGCACCUUUGGCAGUGCAUAUCUGUGUGUGUGUGUUUCGUUCAGAGGGUUCUCUGAAUGUGACUGGGUCAUCGACAGCGUCGGCAGAUCCGCUUGACGAUCCCAACUUUGACCCCAUCGACUACAUCAACAAGAAAUUCCCAAAUGGUGCGCUGAAUGAAUACCUCACACACUAUGAUUGACCUAUGGUUUGAGGGAUGCGUGUGUGUAUGUGCGUGUGUGUCCUGCCCUCAUGUGAUUCCCAUGUGCAGAGCAGAGUUUGUCCAAGAUCGAUCACUUCAUCGGGGAGCUGCAGGAGGAGGUCAAGUCGCUGGACCAGCAGAUACUCGUGGCUGUCAGGAAGCAGGCCACGUCCAGCGCUGACACGCAGAGGGACCUCGCCGACGUGCAGACCGCCAUACAGGUAGUUAGUGUGGUGUGCACUGAUUGAUCAUGAUAUAGGCACAGAGAGAGAGAGAGAGAGAGAGAGAGAGGGCCUCCCACGUGUGUGUGUGCAGGAGCUGUUUGACCGGAUCAUGCGGAUGAAGAAGAAAGCGGCCGAGUCGGAGAACCUUGUGCAGGGUAGGGUCAGUCAGCUCACCAGACAGACGCACAGGCUUACUUACACUUGUGGUUGUCAUUCAUCAUGCUUGAAUGAAUGAAAUGGCUGGCUGGUUUCAGAGAUCUGCCGUGACAUCAAGUGCCUGGACUACGGCAAGAAGAACCUCACCACCACCAUCACCGCUCUCAAAAGGCUCGUCAUGCUCGGUGGGUCGCUGAGCGGGUGGGAACACCACACACACACACACACACCGCCACAAGAACGCCAUCUUGUGCUGCAUGUUGGGUCGCUACAUUCAUUCAGUGACUGCAUUGGACCAGCUGCGUGAUGCGGCGGCCAACCGGCACUACCGCGAGACGGCCAACCUCAUCCUAGCCAUCGAGGAGCUCAGCCUGCACUUCAAAGACCUGAUCGGCGUACCGAAAAUCGCGGUCAGUGAGGGCGAAUGAAUGCCAAGAGAAAGGCGAGGCGGUCAUGGAUGUGCGCACUCUCCUCUCUGUCCCUCCCUCCCUCCCUCCCUCCCUCCCUCCGUGUGUGGUGUGGUAUGGUUCAGGAGUUGUUGAGUCAGAAGGCGACCAUCUUUCGCGAGCUGCAGAAACAGCUCAUGGAAGACUUCGACACGUCAGUGAGGGGCGGCAGCAAGGGAGGGAUGCCAACAGCCGCUUUGCGGACGUCAGACCACAGUGACAGCGUCCUAUGUGUCAUUCGUUAUUCAGUCUGUUGGACACGAGCCAAGAGACGUGCCCGUGCCUUCCCGAGGCAGCGGCUGCCGUCGACGCCAUGACACCCGACGUUAGGUAUUCGCAAUGCGCACACGAAGAACAACCGACCUCACACAAUGGGGCGGGGCCUCCAUUGUCCGUGUCUGUCUGUGCGUCGCUGGCGUGUUGGCUGUCAGGCGUGACAUCGUGACGUCGUUUUGUCUGCGUAUCCUUGAGCCGUACAAGAAGUUGUUCCAGCCGCCCGAGGAGGCGUCCACCCUCGAGAUGGUGGAGCGGCGAUACUCGUGGCUCAACAGGACACUCAGGGAAUACGAUGACAAAUACGGUGUGUGAGUUGGUACCAAGACGACAUCCAUGGCGUCCGAAUGUGGUGGUUGUGUGGGUGCAUCAUCCGCAGCGUCUGUGUUCCCCGAAACCUGGGCUGUGUCGUGUGCCCUCUGCGAGCACUUCUGCCACAUCACACGGUCGAGCACACACACAUAACGAACGGCUUUGGCUGAGCCAGCGGACGUGUUUGUCUGUCUGUGUGGCUCCCUGCAGGCAGCAUUUGGUGGAGGUGUUGGGUGCGUGUCACCACACGGUGGACCCCACAGUGCUGGUGCGUGUGCUGCACAAGUCGAUCGAGGUCGAGGAGAAACUCGCCAAGAAAUUCCAAAACACCACCACUGACACCGUCAGUCAGCACGACAGACGUCGCCCACACAGACGGACGCACCUUUCAGCUGUGUGUUGUCGCCUUGCAGGGCUUGAAUCCCUUCUCGCCGUCAGCAGCGGGGAGCGAGUCUCAAAUGCCGCCAUCACUCCAGUACCCCGGUAGGUGGACGCACCGAGCUGGGAGCCUGGCUGAUAUAGUGAAUGCACCACACCACUGGCUGCUGCAUGUAGACCUGCUUGCUGAUGCCGCCAAGAAAAGGGUGAGUACACACACCAGCUGGCUGGCCACAGGAUGCAUCUACCCUUGUGUCGAGUCGAUGUAUGUUGGUUCAGGCCGACGGCAGUGUCUCCCGCACCGUGCCCCGCUUCAAGGGCAUCAUAUCUGAGUGCUUUGAGGCCUACCUGGGGUCCUGGGUCCGAUACGAGGAAACGUGAGACACACAACCCGCAGCCACCCACAUCAGAAUGACGCCGAUAUUGUGUUUUUGUUUGUGUCGUCUGUCCUGCAGGCAGCUGAUCGAUUCGGUGAGUCGUGCGACGGCCAACGAUUCCAUCAUUGGCGAGAGCGAUCCGUCCAUGGCCAGCAUACGCAGGGGAGCGUCCUUUGACAGACACGAUGGGGUACGUCAGCUAGCUACGUGCAUACUCACGAGGGACGGAGAGAGGGAAAACUGUGUCCCUGUGUGUGUCCGUCUGCAGGACGAGGAAGAGUCCGACAUGCCCAAGUGAGUCAGCUCACCAGCCGAUGCACACACACACAUACAUAUUCGAGUGCAUGUCCGCCGUCCGUGCCGUCUUGUCAGGUACAUAUUUUCGUCGGCGUCUGAGAUCUUCUCUGCCUUCAAGGCCUGUCUCCGCCGCACCACAGCCAUCUCCACACACCAAACGCUAUUCGACAUUUUCCAGGUACACACACACGUCGACCUAGAAGGGGGGCGGAUUCCCCUGUCUGGCUGGCUGGCUGGCUGGCUGGCUUUGUUUGUGUUGUGUAUCAGGUGUUCAAGCGUGUGUUGAAGCGAUACGCAGACAUCCUCACUGGACGGAUCACCAAGUAAGUAGGACAGACAGGGCGAUUGAGGCAGGGGUGAAGACGUAAUGACGGCUCUGCUUCCUGCUUCCUAACACACUGAUCAGGAAGGUGGCCCCCCUGACGGACGAGGCUGCCAGGACCAUCGGCUCCGUCAUCGGAACCGCAGAGUAAGCCACCCAUACACAAUAUAUGCACCCACAUGGGCAUAUGAUCACUUGUGGAUGAGUGUGUCCAUCCAUCCACCAGGUAUUGCGACUCGACAUUGCCUGCGCUGUCGUCGGCCAUUGUGCGAACGAUCGACGAGGCCUUCACGUCCAAGGUCAACUUCGACCCUGAGAGGGACAUCAUGUGGAAGUAAUCAAGACGCAGAGACAACGAAUCAGCACAAAUAGAGGGAGAGAGCCCUGUUCGUUCGUUUGUGUCGACUUCAGUCUAAAGACCGGAGCUGUGCAGUCGCUCGUCACCUCAUUUGAGGUAUGUGUGUAGUGUAUGUGUCUCCGGGCCGCCCACGCACUGCGCGCACACACGUGGCUCGCUGGAUGCAGACCCAACUCGAGCCUUCGUUCGCCAAGAUGACCAAGACAAACUGGGUGGGGUGGGUGCGCUGCCUAUAUAAUAACACUCAGGCCAACCACACCUGCUUGUACUGGGUGUGGUGUGGUGUGACCAUGCAGGUGGCCCUGCAAGAGGUCGGCGACCAGAGCAGCUAUGUCACUGAAGUGGGAGGUCAGCACUCACUCACUCACUCCAUCCCAUCCCAUCCCAUCCCAUGCCAUCCCAUCCCAUCCAGCCAUAUAUACAUACAUGAAUUGACAAACAGACACCAAAAGGAGCGCGCUCUGUGUGUUAAAUUGUGUGUAUGUUGUGUUAUGUGGUGCAAUCAGAGGUGAUGACGACCCAGUUCCCACUGGUCCGCGCCAAUCUGUCCCUCACCUACUACCGAUUCUUCGGAGACAAAUUCGCACAGUAAGCCCUCCAACCCACCCACCACAUGCAUGCAUGUGCAUCUGCUCUGCGUGCGGGCGUGUCCACACAACACAGGUGGGUGGUGCCCAAAUUCAUAUCGAGCAUCUACGCAUGCAAGAAAAUCGGAGAGCUCGGUGCACAACAGGUGGCUGGCUGGCUGGGUGGCUGACACGCAGCGUGUGUGCAUUCACUGUGCGUCGGUGUGUCGAUGGCAUGUCUGUUGUGUGUUGUGUUGUACUUGGCAGCUGUUGCUGGACAGCUAUUCUCUCAAGACCUUGCUGCUCGAGGUGCCCGUGCUGGCCGCUGAGGGCAAACCCGUCCCGGCAGGGUGAGCGACUGAUUGAGGAACAAACAGAGAUGCGCUGCAGAGGCAUGCGACCCGUUCGUUGUCCGCGUAUGUUCGCAGGUAUGCCAAGUAUGUCAUCCGCGAGAUUGGGCGGGCCGAGACGCUUCUGAAGGUACGCAGGCGUACCUGCAUGAGUGCUGGUCCCACCCUGUGUUGCCUGUCUGCCGUUCCGGUCAGAUUUUAUCUUCGUCUGUCGAGGACGUCGAGUCCCUCAAGACGUUGCUUGAAGGCCAGGUAUACCUACCGGUCGAUUCGAGGCCAAUGGACGCAGCAGCACGUGCCACUGUGUGCUGGUUGUUUCUUAACAAUGGCCAGGGUGCGGUGGCCACGCAAGAGGAGAUCACCCGCAUCCUCUCGUUGAAGGCGGGUGCUGCGGAUGCAGCACAGGCGGCCGCAGCCACAGACACAGGGUCCGCCACCCACCCACAGCCCCGUGUGGGUGCCGCCCUGCAGUCCUUCACAGUGGGCGGCCUCACCAGCGGCGCUUCCCACAUGCUGACACAGAUCCAGCCACACAUCUCGCAGAUGCCGCUACAGGUGCCCUCAUUCAACUUCGGUGGCCUCCAUGCAGGCGGCAGCGGCAGUGCAGGCGCGAGUGCAGCACCCAGCCCCUCCGUCACAAGCAGUGUGGGCAUACUCAACACGACCACCGGUGCGAGUGGCAGCACUGUGGGCGAGAGGGUCGGCCAACCUCCAUCGAUCAGCACCACUGCCAGCCCACCCACCGCUGCAUUGUCUGCCGGGCUACCUGGCUCGCCGCAAUGGCCGAGAAACGAAGCUGGUAUGGAUGGAUGGAUGGAUGGGAAAUGGCUGCCUGGCUCAUGCCAUGAGUCGUGUUGCAUGUGUUGAUUGGUUUGUGUGUGCAGCUUCAUCAAGCGACAGCGAGGCCCCCCAACAGCCGCAGCGGCCGGCGAUGGGCCGUCUGUUCGGCGACUUCCAGUCGCUGGGGCAACGCCUUGGGGGUCAGGCCACACAAGACGUCAAGAAGCUCAUCGGUACGUCAAGGCACAACGGGCGCGAAGGAGGAGAAAUAUGCGAUGCAUAUGUCUGUGUGUGGGGUGGGUCACAGGUAAGUUCACUGACCGUGACCGAGGCGCUGGGCGGCCUCCGUAGACACUGGGCCGUAGCACUGUUGUGAAUUGAUGUGGACAUGGAACGAUAAUUCGUGAAGUGCUUGUGUCUCGGCAGACGCGACGGC
Vitrella brassicaformis is the source of this 5663-nucleotide messenger RNA. The record is from the annotation of a GenBank genome assembly. Lineage: Eukaryota; Vitrellaceae.